GACUAUGUGUCUAGUAACAAGAAAACCCACAAGUUGUUACAUCAGUCACUAAACUGGGUGUGUGACUGUUUGUCACUUUAUUUUCUGAUGAAUUGCUUAAAAAGUCUUACAACGUCUUCAAGGUAUUUACUCCAAGAGCCAAGAUUCUGUUCGCUGCUUAAUUCAGUUUAAUUCUAUACGUUUUCAUGGGGAAAAGCUGAAACAUUUCCAACAUUACUCACUUCUGUAUUUGGUUUUUUUUUUUUUUGGUCAGUGGAAAAAAGGUGUAAUAAUGGUGUUGCAGUGUUUUGCCCUUCUGGUUUUUUUCCUCAGUAGGAGCCAUGGACAUACUGAAUUCAUUUAUACAGCAAAGGAAGAAGUAAAAUUGUUUUGCAGAACCAACACAUGGCAAAUAAGCACAAAGUCUAACCACAGCAUUGAUGUGAAUUGCACAGUGGAGUGUGUUCAUGGUGAACCACUCAAACUUAAUAAUAACCUGAAAUCCUGCUCAAAUAAACAUUCAGACAAAGUUGGUGAAAAAUGUCCGCUAAUAGCGAGCAGUGGAUUUUUUCGAUGUGUUACUGCUCUGGAUUCUGGUUUGUUGUUUCCAUUCAAACCGUCUCCCAACACUGUCACCUCAUACAUAGUCGCUACUGCAAAUGAAGAAAUGACAACCAAGUCUGAGGAAAGAUCUUCAGUCGAGCUAACUGAAGGUGAAGAAAUACUUUUAAACUGCAGUGUCAUCUUUACAGAAGAAUAUAACAGCAGGGAUUUUGUCGUGUACUGGAUCAAGACCAUUGAAAAGAACAGUAACUGUGUGUAUUCUUAUGAUUUUGACAUGUAUAAUGGUAUAGAGUACAAUCACCACUGCAAUGUGCAAGAAGAAGUGCUUUCCAGGAUCUCAAACCAAACUGAAGGACAGAACAGAAACAUCCAUAACAUCAGGAUCAGUAACGUAACAGAGUCAGAUGCUGGACAAUAUCUUUGUGCCUUACAAAUGCACACAAAUGAUAAGACAAAAGGAAUGUGGAAGAUCAUAAAUAAUAUUACAGUCAGUGUACAUAAAGACAAAGCAUCUGAAAUAGCUGCAAACAGCGCUGAUGACGAAUCUUAUGGAGACAAAAGCAGUACUAAUGUUGAGUCUCUCAUCCGCUUAUGUGUUACACUGCCAAUAAUACUGGGUGUUCCGGUAGCUGUUAUCGUGGUAUAUUUACGGAAAAAGUUUAAAACUUCACCAAGAUCUCAGGCCAUGGAACUGCAAAUAAUGCAACAGUGAACAAUGAAACUCCUGAUAUGAACUUUGAGGCAUGAGAGCAGCACAGGUGUCCACAAACUUUUGGCCAUAUAGUGUAUUUAUCUUUAUUCAUGUCCAAGGUUCUUUUGGUGUAACACAUGGAAAAGUGUCGCUGUUUUUGUAACUUUUGUAACUUUAACCUUUUGUAAUAAAGUUUACAUCCAGUUAAUUUACGUGUCUGAGUUAAAUCUUUGAAUCAGCUCUGUUCAGUUUAACAUCCUUAUGCUUAGAAUAUAACCC
This is a messenger RNA of Pangasianodon hypophthalmus (striped catfish), 1513 nucleotides long. RefSeq lists its product as uncharacterized. The record is from RefSeq and is a predicted model, not a curated record. Bases 272 to 1255 code for a protein of 327 amino acids. The transcript has 7 exons. Lineage: Eukaryota; Metazoa; Chordata; Actinopteri; Siluriformes; Pangasiidae.